Messenger RNA from Venturia canescens, 1831 nucleotides. RefSeq lists its product as uncharacterized. The coding region runs from base 149 to 1531 and encodes 460 amino acids. NCBI's taxonomy places the organism in Eukaryota, Metazoa, Arthropoda, Insecta, Hymenoptera, Ichneumonidae. The record is from RefSeq and is a predicted model, not a curated record. The transcript has 5 exons.
GUCCGUAGCACAGCCAGCACAGUCUUUAACGUAAACAGUUCAAAUAGUGAAGCGUCCUCGCCGCUCUACAAUCUCCACGUCAGCAAAACAGAAUUUUUCAAAAGAAAUUUUUCAACGAUUGUCGCCGGCUAAUCUGAGAUUUUGUGACAUGGACAAGGAUUUACGUUUGCUGGCCGGUGUUAGUAAAUACUUCACCGAAGAAACGUUGCAAAAUGCAAUACAAAAAUUGACCGGACGUAACAACGUCACUAUCACAGGUUGGACUUUCAAACCUCCUCCUACCAAAGGCAACAGCUAUUUGGCACAAGUAGACAGGAUUACAGUAUUCGCUAAUGUAGACGGCAGAGAUAUUGAGAAAAAACUGGUCGUUAAAUCACUGCCGAAAAACGUUGGAAAAAGAAAAGCUUCCAGAAGCAUUGAAUUUUUCCACUAUGAAAUAAAUUUCUACAAAGAGGUGGUACCAGCUUUUAAAGAAUUUUUGGAAUCGAAAGGCCAAAACAAUUUGUUAUGCGUGCCGCAUUUUUUGGAUUCAUUAGCUGAUGCCGGACAUGAAUAUCUUAUUAUGGAGGAUGUUACGGUUCAUGGAUUUCGACCCAUCAGCCGUCAGAGUUCUCUGAACAUGAUAGAUAUGAACGUCCUCUUAAAAGCCAUGGCUAAAUUCCAUGCGAUUUCAUUCGCCUACAAAGACCAGUUGAAAGAUCAAUUUGAAGACUUAGUCAACAAAUUGAAAGAUACUUAUUUCAGAAAAUACUGUAAUUGGUACCAAAACCUACGGGUGAUGCCAAAUGGUUUAAUACAUGGCUUUUGUACUCAAAAUGAGAGACAAUUUGAUUACUGGGAUUGGAUUUAUCCAUCGAUAUGCAAGUCGAGGGAUGCUUUGCAAUUAAGAUUAAUGGACUCUGCGAAAAAGGCCUUAACGAAGGAAUACCCGGGUCAUCCGGCAGAAGAGAAAUUUAACUCUUACAAGUCGCCUAAUGAACUUUGGAAUCGAAGUGCAAAUAACUGUAGUAAAUGGCACGGCUCAACUUCAGUAAUAAGCCACGGUGAAUCCUGGGCACCGAAUUUCCUCGUGAAGGCAGCUCUCGAGGAUUCUGACGAAUCCGAGGCAAUCUUGUUGGACUUCCAGUUCGCCAGAUCUUCCAACCCUGUUCUCGACCUGUCGUUUUUGAUUUACGCUUGCAGCGACAAACAACUUUUAGACGAUCAUUACGACGAGAUACUCGAGACUUAUCAUUCCACACUAUCGAGCAGUAUUCAAUCUUUGGGUUCAGACCCUCAAAAAUUAUACCCAUGGACAGUGUUCAUGGACGAGGUUAAAGAACGAUCAGUGCACGGUUUGAUCUACGCCCUUGAGUCCGUGCCAUUUAGCAUGAUGGAUGCAUCAAAACCAUUCGAUCUCGAUGACCUAGUCAACACCGACAUUGCUGUCGACGUCGCCGAUAUAUUUGUUGAGCGAAACAUCGAAACUUUCGAGAGCAGACGCCGACUGGCGGACCUGAUAAUUCACGCCCAUUCGAAAGGAUUUUUUUGAUAAAAAUGUAAAAUAAUUGAAUAUCUAUAAAUUUCUAAAAAAAAUGAAAACAAUAGUAAAAAAAAGAUAGUAUAUUUUUAAUAAACACGGACCUUGCUCAUAUCAAGAAAUGAAAUUCCUCAAAAGCCUACAUGAAACUAACUAGGAAUUUUUUUUAUAUACCUGUACUUAAAUAUCAUUAUUUGGUUAUAUUCAGGACGAAUUUUCCUCAUGUAUCGUUGGAAUGUACUGUUAAAUGUGUGGGAAGAUUCAAGAAAAAUAGUUCGUUUUCCAUUUAAUAAUAAAAUUCUGAGAACCGUA